Prunus armeniaca (apricot) is the source of this 252-nucleotide messenger RNA. The record is from the annotation of a GenBank genome assembly. NCBI's taxonomy places the organism in Eukaryota, Viridiplantae, Streptophyta, Magnoliopsida, Rosales, Rosaceae.
AUGACAAAGAGUUCUCUGCCAUUUCUGCACGGUGGAGGCUUUACAAAGCAAAUACCUGUUUUAUCUGCAUUCAACAGUGAAGAUGGAGGACCUCACUGCCUGCAACAGAUGGAGCCCACCCAUGUUCCUCUUGUUGCUCCAAUUCUGUCGGGUCAAGCUCAUUUGGGUUGGACCAGCUUACCCGGUUUAAUUUCCAGGACCAUCUUAUCUUUCAACCUCUUCCUGGAUUGGGAUAAGAGCAACAACUUGUAG